This is a messenger RNA of Penicillium angulare, 1635 nucleotides long. RefSeq lists its product as uncharacterized. Gene Ontology annotation, molecular function: transmembrane transporter activity. The record is from RefSeq and is a predicted model, not a curated record. Gene Ontology annotation, cellular component: membrane. Gene Ontology annotation, biological process: transmembrane transport. Lineage: Eukaryota; Fungi; Ascomycota; Eurotiomycetes; Eurotiales; Aspergillaceae. The coding region runs from base 1 to 1635 and encodes 544 amino acids. The transcript has 7 exons.
AUGUGGGAGCGAGGUUGGGUGGGAAUCGUCAAGAGGUCCGCUGCUAAUGUGGCGUCGUCAGUCACCGGGAAGGAUGAUGCGACCGUGUUGGCGGCAUUGGGUCACAAAGAGGAGCUCAAUCGUCAGUUCACGCCUUUUUCUAUGGCAGCUACUGGAGUAAUUACUGCCAGCGCGUGGACGGCGAUCAUCGGGACCUUCAUAACCUCCAUCUAUAAUGGCGGUGCUGCUGGGUUACUCUAUGCAUGGAUCGUGGAUAAUUUCUUUUUUCUCUUUAUUGCCCUGUCCAUGGCCGAGUUGACCUCGGCCAUGCCGACUGCUGCAGGCGUGUAUCACUGGUCCGCGGCAUUGGCAGGACCUAAGUAUUCUCGUCCAGUGGGCUUUCUCACCGGAUACUUCAAUAUGCUUGGAUGGACUCUUGGUCUGGCUUCUUUAUACUCUGUUGCUGGCCUUGAAGUCACCGGAUUGUAUCAGCUCUACCAUCCCGAGUACGUGCCUCAGCCAUGGCAUGUCUUCAUUGUGUUCUUGGUCCUCAACUGGUCCUUUGCGGCUUUCAUUCAAUUUGGAAACAGAAUUUUGACCUGGUACACUAAAGUUGGACUAUUCGUUAAUGUGGGCGCCUGGUUUACGAUCAUCGUCUGCCUUGCUGUUCUCCCCAAGUCUCACUCUACUAGUUCAUUUGUAUGGACAGACUAUACCAAUUCAACGGGUUGGCCAACAGGUAUGAGCUUUAUUCUUGGCAUGGUUGCUCCAGCUUUCGCCAUUGGUACGAUCGACAGCUCGACACAUAUGGCCGAAGAAGUACCAAACCCAUCAAAGAAUAUUCCCAAAACCAUAAUGGUUCAGUGGUUUGGAUCCUUUAUCAUGGGCCUCUGCUUCCUCAUCGCUCUUUUCUACGCAGCGGGCAACCUGGAUACAAUUCUCACUGCUUCAACUGCCAACAAUUUCCCAGUUGUAGGCAUCAUGCAAAUUGCGUUUGAUGAUACACGAUCCGCCUUCGCAUGCGGUCUAGUAAUUUUCCUCGCUGCCAUCCCAGGUUGUGUCGGUGCGCAAAUCGCGACCGUAAGAUGUGUGUGGGCAUUUGCUCGUGACGGUGCUCUUCCAUUCUCCAAUUUCUUUUCCAAAGUCGACGAGCACAACGUUAUGCCAGCAAGAGCAAACAUUCUAAUUACAACCAUUAGUACUGCCUUGGGCGCUCUUUACGUUGCGUCGACAAUUGCCUUCAACGCCCUUGUCGCUUCGUACGCCGUCAUGUCGUCGACCUCAUAUGGCAUUGCCAUUGCUGUCCACUUCUUUACCGGGCGCAAGAGAGCUGCACCGGGUUGGUUCUACCUUGGUGAUGGAAUUGUAGGAUAUGGUGUGAAUGCGAUUGCAUUGGUUUACAUCUUUGUCACCAACGUCUUCUUCUGCUUGCCUUAUGAUCGGCCCCCGGUUACUGCCUCAACCAUGAACUACACCUCCCUUGUGUCAUAUGGGAUGGCUAUUCUGGUGAUUAUCUGGUGGUUUGUUGGUGGCAACAGAAUUUACAAGGGACCAAAGCUGUCUUCUGAGACUUACCAGGUCUUGGAAAGACUCGCGGAUUCCAGAGAUGGUCUCCAGGUUGAGAACGUCCAGUCGACAGGAAAAGCUGAAAACUGA